Molecule: messenger RNA, 426 nt
Organism: Puccinia triticina
Lineage: Eukaryota; Fungi; Basidiomycota; Pucciniomycetes; Pucciniales; Pucciniaceae
Exons: 1
Coding region: 1-426 (141 amino acids)
Source: RefSeq, a predicted model, not a curated record
AUGUCGCUCAAUACCCCGAUGAGCUUUCUUCCCAGCGAGAGUGAUUUCAUGAGUGUUUCGGAAGGCAGUCAGAGCCCAAGAACCAGACUUGGAUCCAAAGCCAGUCUUCCUGCAACCCCACUCGAGCCUUCCGUUUUGCGCACCGCCACAGUCGAGUCAAUCAUCCAGCGCAAUCACUACCGCCACGCAAAGGUUGAGCUCGGGCUCUAUCUUCUCCUUGACUCGGAUCCUGCGCAAGACAGCAAAAAUCUGCCUCCCUUUGCAGGACACCAAUCCUCAUCCCCUACUGGCAACUACUGGAUCGAUUCCUCGGAGUCAGAAACCUCAAUUUCUUUCAAUGAUCCAAACGAUAUACCCUCCCACCUUUACAACCCUCCGCGUCUGCCAAUGAUGCAAUUGCUCAAGAACUGGUGGCGAUACCGUUAA